This is a messenger RNA of Stomoxys calcitrans (stable fly), 714 nucleotides long. RefSeq lists its product as uncharacterized. The transcript is spliced from 2 exons. The record is from RefSeq and is a predicted model, not a curated record. NCBI's taxonomy places the organism in Eukaryota, Metazoa, Arthropoda, Insecta, Diptera, Muscidae. The coding region runs from base 69 to 584 and encodes 171 amino acids.
AGCGAAAGGAAAUUUUUUUUGAAAAAUCCAAACAGUAUUCUUUCAGACAUUGUGAAAGUCAGUAAAAAAUGAAAUUUUUAGUCGCACUUACCAUUUUUGCACUGUUUGAGAUCAACCCAUCUGACUCUAGCCCUGCAAGAUAUCGCCGCAGCGAUCAAUUUGUGCAACGUUUUGAAAAAUUGGGCACUCUGUCCAAACGUUUGAUUCCCCAAACAGAGGCUGUGAUUAAAUUGGCCAUCAACAAAAUACCCACAACAAAUGCCUACACUAAAUAUCGCCAAGACUUACAGAGCUAUUUGAGCAGCGUCAACCAUUACCAUACCAAACGUGGAGGUUGCUAUGAGAAAUCAUUCAAUUUAAUUGGCCAAUAUGCUUCACUGAUGGAACGUUAUGAAAAACCAAAUGCCCUACUGGAAGCCAAAAGAGUGAAGGCCUUGUUGAAAGAGUCUGGCAGUGAUAAUCUGAGCAGAGACUUGGACGAAUGGAUCGAUGCUUAUGAGAAGUCAAAUUUUGAUGUAGAAUCGGAAAAUCUCAGUUCCUCGGAUACUAAGAAAGUUAUGGCACUUCUUCAGGAGGUUUGUUAAGAAAGGGUUUAGCCAAUUUUCCUAGUGUGACAAAGAUGUGAUAACAAUAUCUGUGGUAUAGUAGAGUGAUAUGUUAAUGUAUGUUCCAGUAGUUUUAUGAAAAAUGAGCUAAUAAAGUUAGAAUUGAUAU